Linum tenue is the source of this 742-nucleotide messenger RNA. NCBI's taxonomy places the organism in Eukaryota, Viridiplantae, Streptophyta, Magnoliopsida, Malpighiales, Linaceae. The record is from the annotation of a GenBank genome assembly.
UGAUGGCCCAGUCCAAUUAGCAUUAUGGAAUGGUUGAUUUCCGCUUCAUAAUCUAUUUCCUUCCUCCGUCCUGAAAAUAUUAUAAAUAGCCUUCCCGUCGGCUGUCAAGCGAAAGCUCUCGAUCUCUCUCCAAUACGAAGUAAACCGAAGGAACACGAAAUCUAUCUCUCUGUUUGCAGAUCCCUGUGCAGCUCUAUAUUGAUUGUGCAAUUUGCAGUUUCUUUCGAGUUUUUCCCCCGGAAUGGCUGCUGAGCAUAAACCAACGACCGAGGACGUAAAGAUGGACCUCUUUGAGGACGAUGAUGAAUUCGAGGAGUUCGACAUCAAUCAAGACUGGGAUAACAAGGUGGAAGUAAAAGAGGCGACACAGCAAUGGGAAGAUGACUGGGACGACGAUGAUGUCAAUGAUGACUUCUCACUGCAGCUGAGGAGGGAAUUGGAGAACAACGUGGUGAAGAGCUAAGGUUGAAGAGUUGUGUUUUGGUGACAUGGGAAUGAAUGUGUUUGGAAAGCUUAUUUCUUACUCUAGCACUUGCUUUCUGAACUAAUCUUUUUGUCAUCAGAUGUUAGCAUCUCUUGGUUUGUACUUGAUUGGUUCGAACCCUUCUUACUGCUAUUACUAUUAGUGUUAAUGGUAAAGCUUACUGAUGCCUACUUCCAUAAUUUAGCAAUGAAGUCUCUUGGCAUCCAACCAACUGGUGAUACUGUUAUGAAUAUUCAAUCAUGUCCUUGCCAAGUGGCU